Molecule: messenger RNA, 786 nt
Organism: Hypoxylon fragiforme
Lineage: Eukaryota; Fungi; Ascomycota; Sordariomycetes; Xylariales; Hypoxylaceae
Product: 60S ribosomal protein L25
Exons: 4
Coding region: 109-585 (158 amino acids)
Biological process (GO): translation; ribosomal large subunit assembly
Cellular component (GO): cytosolic large ribosomal subunit; ribosome
Molecular function (GO): structural constituent of ribosome
Source: RefSeq, a predicted model, not a curated record
CCAACUAUGUCAAGUCGAACUUAUUUUCAGAUUUCCGUCUUCAACCACAAAUUUUGAGAAAUUCUAUCACGACAACCACGACACCGGUAUUCUCAAAAGUUCACCACAAUGGGUCCCAAGGCUCCAGUAAAGAAAGGCGGUGCCUCCAAGGCGCCGAAGGGCGUAAAGCAGGCCAAUGCUGCGGCUAAGGCGGCUCUCCGUGGUGACAACUCGCACAGAAAGCGCAAGGUCCGCACCUCGACCACUUUCCACCGCCCCAAGACCCUUCAACUCUCGCGCUCUCCCAAGUACCACCGCAAGUCGUUCCCCCACGAGCCCCGUCUGGAUGAGCACAAGAUCAUCAUCCACCCGCUCAACACCGAGAGUGCGAUGAAGAAGAUUGAGGAGAACAACACCCUUGUUUUCAUCGUGGACCCCAAGUCCAACAAGGCCCAGAUUAAGCAAUCGCUAAAGAAGCUUUACGACAUUGAGACCGUCAAGAUUAACACCCUCAUCCGACCUAACGGCUCCAAGAAGGCUUACUGCCGUCUAACCGCCGACGUUGACGCAUUAGACAUUGCGGCUACCAAGCUUGCCCUUGUUUAAGUGGGCAAUCACGACUGUGGUUGCUGGAUUUACGCGAUAAUACUGCCAUGGCUUGGCAGUAAGGAUAGGGUAGAUCGUGCUGAUUAUAUGCACAGUCCGAACAGGACGGAAAUAUGCAUUCAGGCCGGCGUUGCGUUGCCUAGGGUUAGGCUCAUGAGGUCAAAUGGAAAAUGACAUGAUUCCCCAACGCACAUGAAUCGA